Molecule: messenger RNA, 2079 nt
Organism: Triplophysa rosa
Lineage: Eukaryota; Metazoa; Chordata; Actinopteri; Cypriniformes; Nemacheilidae
Exons: 2
Coding region: 135-1775 (546 amino acids)
Biological process (GO): base-excision repair
Cellular component (GO): nucleus
Molecular function (GO): double-stranded DNA 3'-5' DNA exonuclease activity; phosphoric diester hydrolase activity; DNA-(apurinic or apyrimidinic site) endonuclease activity
Source: RefSeq, a predicted model, not a curated record
UCCACCCAUUUGUACGACUCCACCCCAUGUACAGUAUGUAAUAACAUUCAAGAAUGAAUCUCUGUCAGCAGAAUUCAUGAAGACUUUGCUGAGUAUUUCAUUUUUGGAAUUCUGUCACAUGAACCACUGUCAGCAUGAGUUCUGGAAAGCUCCAUUUCAUAUCAUGGAAUUCAAAUGGGCUCAAAAAAAAGAUAGAGGAAGUGAAGAGUGAAAUCAUGAAAAAAAAUUACGAUGUUGUUUUCCUUCAAGAGACACGCGCAAGUGAUGAGAAAAUAUUUAAAAAACUGGAAGGUUAUCAAUUAUUCUACACCACACAAUCACCAAACAUUAAAGGAGUUGCUAUAUUAAUAAAAAACAGCAUAUUUGAAGAAAGCAGCUACCCAACAGACCUCUGGCUGGAUGCUGAUGGCUGCUACAUUGUGGUUAAAUGUACCCUGAAAGGACAACUCUUCACUCUUGUGAGUGUAUACAAUUGUCAAUCUAAUAUUGAACCCUUAAUGAAACUCAGAAGUGUACUUGAGAAGCAUGCAGAGGGCAUCCUGCUGUUAGGAGGAGAUUUUAAUGUUCCACUGAAUCCGUAUCUGGACAGAACAUCUACAAAGAGAAAUAAACACCACUCACUUUUGAGACCAGUCGUCAAGGAAUUCAUGACAUCUUUUCAUCUUGUUGAUGUGUGGAGAAGACGUUACCCAACAGAAAAUAAAUAUUCUUACAAGCAAAAGAAUGUUGAAUCAAGAUUGGACUAUAUCUUUGUACCAGAGGAGUCAAUGCAAUAUAUUGAAAUGUGUGAAAUUUCUCCAUACAAAAGCUGCUCUGACCAUUAUCCAAUUGUGUUUGAUAUUAAUGUGUUCAAAACAGAAAGACAGAAACUAGGAUUAUUUAUGAUUAUCUUUAAAGAGAACAAAAUGGAUGUCUUAAGCGUUCAGCAGUCAGUUGUGGAUAAAUGGUUGAGCUGUAAAGGUAAAUACUGGCCACGUACUGAUUUGACUUUAAAUCCCCUGACACCUCUGACGAUCACUGCCAGUGAGGUUGAGCGGGCAAUUCAAUCUUUGGUAUUGAAAGAUGUUGAACGUCCAGAUGGUAUACCACUCUCCUUCUAUAAGAGUAACUUACAUGUUCUCAUUCCAUAUUUGUGUGCUCUUUAUGAUAAAGUACUUGAACAACCAACAAACACCAUAACAGCUUUUAAUGAGGUCUCUGAGACACAUACAUUUAACAUUGACUAUCUGAUUUUGGCUACCAUCAUGGCCAGGUGGCUUUAUGAGCACUUGCAGUACCAUUCAACAGACUACACCGUUGGAGAUAAAAAAACAACCGUGUUGUUCACCUACAAAAAUUCACUGAUUAGUGUCAAGUGGUCUGUCUUAAAUGAUGUACUGGGUAAAAUAACAAUGCCAGCUUUACAGAAUGAAGGAGGUGUUACACGCAGGACAGAGCCAGCCUUAAUGGAAAAAUGUAAGAUUGCUGCUCUUCACAAGAUCCUGAAAUAUAACAGGAGUAAAAAUGAAAUAUUACUCCGGUGGGGUUGUCCUCUGACUCCGGUGCUGGUGACACUGUAUCUGAAACAUGUUGCUAAUGAAAUGGUUCAAGAGGUCAAUGACCGAAAACCAUCCAUUCAUAUUUCUAAAGAGAAUGUCAUUGUUAGAUUAUCUGUUAAAUCUGAACCAUCACUAAAUAAUUUGACAGAGAAAUACACUGAUGUUGACUGUACGAUUCUGGACUUUUCUGAUGCUGUGCUUUCUGGGUUGAAUCGAAUCUCUUUGAUGGAAUCCUAAAGUGUAAUGUGCAUGCAUUUUCAAGGUUUUAACUAUUUGUUUUCAAUAAGUUGACUAUUAGAGGAGUCUUUGUUUGUUGUUGUGAGAGAUGAUGAGAACUAAUGGAGUGUAAGCUACACUGUAAAAAAAAAAACCGUAAAAAAACGGAAAUUUUCCGGCAGCUGGGGCGCCGGAAAAACUCCGUAAAAUUAACAGAAAAUAUCCGUUACAUAAAAUUACAGAAAUUUUCCGUAGUUGUAAAUACAGUUUUUAACUGUAAUAUUACAUUAGGUUUUACAGUUUUUAACUGUAAUUUUACACAAGA